This is a messenger RNA of Dermacentor silvarum, 4699 nucleotides long. RefSeq names its product endothelin-converting enzyme 2-like. The coding region runs from base 1 to 2778 and encodes 925 amino acids. Gene Ontology annotation, biological process: protein processing. Gene Ontology annotation, cellular component: plasma membrane. The transcript has 5 exons. The record is from RefSeq and is a predicted model, not a curated record. Gene Ontology annotation, molecular function: metalloendopeptidase activity. Lineage: Eukaryota; Metazoa; Arthropoda; Arachnida; Ixodida; Ixodidae.
AUGGAUCCCACGACGGAUGCCUCUACGAAAUUGAAGAAAUCCCGCUUCCGGCGCCGUCGUUCGUCCAAAGUAUCUGCCACCUCUCCGGUGGCGGACUCUGAGGGAAUGGCCGAAGAGUCGACCCGCCAGACUGUAAACCUCAGCCGUACGAAAAAAUCGAAGGCAAAGCGUCGUUCCCGCAAUCUUCUCUCGUCGCCGGACAUCGCACAGAGCCCGAGUUCGGAAGAAGCUGCCACAUCGAACGAGUUGGCUUCCGGACCGUCGUCACCGCUACUGGAGUCGAAGCCUGGGUUCAAAAAUGAACCCGGCGAGCGUCAGCCGUCGUCCUUUGCCGACAAGAUCAAAUCAUCGCUGCCAGACCCGACUGCGGCUAGCACCUCUGCGUCGCCACUGGCCGCGAAGUUGGAGACGACUCUGGCGCCACCUGGCAGAGACUCUACGGUAGGUCCGACGGGCUCAACGCGCGGAUCCACGACUACGAAAACUUCGAAGGGUGCUUCCGCGGUUGGUUGCCGACCACCCAGCACCUCAGAUGUCCAGACCGCACUACCAGGAACCUGGGGGAAGCCGGGAACUGGAGCGAUGAGCACUGCAUCGCAGAGGUUUGAAGUGCCAGAAAAAGCGGCAGAGCCACAGCGAGCCCGCGAAGCAGGACCCCCAAGCCAUCUGCAGAGCACCAUACCUGGAGGUACCAAGCAGACCAUUAGGGAUAAAGAGGGCUCUCGCACAGAACCAGAGGGCUUAGGGACGUCCUUGCAUGGCACUCAGGACUGGCAUAUACCAGGUGACAUUGGUGGGGUGGGCAACCCUUCCUCAUCGCAGUCAUCGGCCAGCUCGUCACCGCUUCCAGCCGUGCCCUUCAACCUACGGCCAGCGGUCACCGUGGAUGAGACCGCGAAGCCGAUGCGAACAGUCAUCUCUGCACAGCGAGCAAUAGCGGAGGCCGAAUGGAAGACGGUCGGCGUAGUGUGCCUCGUCAUCGUGCUCUUGCUCGGAGCCGCCACGACAGCCGUGCUGAUGGUGCGGCACACGGUUGGCACGAGGCCGCGCAUAUGCGACAGCGACGACUGUGCGGCGCACGCGCUUUGGUUACGCGGUCUUGUGAACCGCAGCGUCGAUCCGUGCGAAGACUUCGCCGCAUUCACGUGCGCCAUCGCGAAGCCGUCUAUCGGCUUCUUCGGCUCGGCAACCGAUGAAGAACUGCUGGACGCGUGGUUCGCCCGGGUGGGCCCUCUACUGAAGGGAGCUGCGGGACGACUGUCCGCAGCCACCAAAGCGUUUGCCGCCUUCGGAACGUGCAUGGACGAGGACCUGAAAGACGCCGUGACCGCCAUGGGCCUGCUGCGAGACUUCAUGCGCAAGCGCCACAUACUUUGGCCUGAUGCGCCGGAGGACAACGUCUCGCCUCUCGGCGUUCUUCUCGACCUCGCUUUCAACUGGCGGAUGACCUUUUGGAUGCACGUACAGCUGCAACGCAACGUUCUAGGUGACCGCACCGCCAUGCUGCUUAGCGGCGGGAACUUCGUGAAGUUCUGGGCGUACUACCACCGGGCGGUUGUCGCGGACGACGCAUACGAGAACUAUUACAACAGUUUCGCGAGGCUUUUCGCACCCCCUGGCUUCCCAUCGCCUCAGCCGGAAGAAGUAAAGAAGAUGACCGUCAUGAUGACGGAUGUUCUCGAGAAGUUCCUCGCCGUAAGAGAGCGGAAGCGACCCAGCCCGGCCCAGUUCCGCCUGCGAGACAUCGCUUCGUACACACCGAACAUCACUUUCGACACUUGGAAAACGGCGCUCGAAGAAAACGUGAACAUUCCGCCCGAAUUUACCGGCUCAGAUGUGAUCGGCGUUAGCGAUACAGCCGUGCUCACUGCGGUGAAUGAUUUUUUCGUGAGGUACAGUCACGGCGAAAUAUUGCGCCACCUUGGGUGGUGGUUCGUGCAGACGUUCGCGCCCAUGGGAAAUAUGUCUGUGCUCAGCGCAUACAUCAAACGGCGCGCAGACUCCCAUCGGAGGAGUGUGUUUUGCGGAACCGAGGUAGAAUCACUGUACGGAGCACUGAUAAGCUCUCUCUAUGUAGACGCCCUGCUACCGCACAAGAUGCGCAGUGACGUUGGCGCGGUUCUGGACAACGUCAAAAAGACUGCCGUGAAGAAGUUGGCCGCAAUCUCGUGGAGCGACGAAGAAUCGAAGCUCACCGCUCAGGUGAAGAUGGAUCAGACGAAAGUCCGCCUGUGGCCACCUAAGUGGAUGCUGACAUCGUGGGGACUGAACGAGAUGUACGAGGCUUUCGUGUCACGAGGGGACACGUUCGUUGGCUUCUGGCUUGACGGGUUCCGCAAUCUUCGUGAGCUGAAAUCAAGAAUGAAAUAUGACGAGGCGCUCGACUUACCCACCAACUCGCUGCUACCGCUGUUUGACUACGACCGCCUACUGAACACUGUCGUGGUUUCGGUAGCAGCACUUGCCCCUCCGUUGUACUAUGGGCAUGGUACUCCUGCCAUGAUUUACGGGGGCCUGGGGUUCGCGUUCUCGCAGCAGCUCGUCAGGGCCUUCGACAGCGCAGGAAUAAGGAUCGACCCUAACGGUGCCGUGGGGCGGCCGUGGGCGUCGGGCCGCUGGGUGGACGCCAUCAGCAAGAAGGCGCGGUGCGUGCGCCAUCAGGACCCGAAAGCCUCCACCGACGAAGACCUGUUCCCGGAGGAUCCCCGCCCUCGAGGUUGCACACAGUGCCCUGGUUUCCGCGGUUGCCGCGGAACGGUUCUUGCGAACGACGGUUGACCUGAGCGAGGAGCAGGCGUUCUUCAUCGCAAUCUGCCACGCGAUGUGCUAUCCUGCUCGUCGAAUCACUGGCGCCAUAGCCGGUUUCGACUGCAACAAAGCGAUGCGCAACUUUCCUGCGUUCGCUGCCGCCUUCGGAUGCAGAGAAGGUUCCCCGAUGAACCCCGCUCUCAAGUGCUCCUUCUUUCAGUGAGGAAUUCAUGUGCCGGAAUGAAGCCUUUGCAACGGUUGACAAAACUUGAAUUUGCCUGUUUCAUAACAUACGGAACGCUCGAAAGUGCCUUGACUGCUUAUUUCAGAGGGACAUUGAAAGCUUAUUUGCCUGCCAUUGAGGGCAAACUCCGAGAGAUAUAUGACGCCGCAGCCCGUUGUUGUGUAUGGGCUUUGUUUACUUAGAUGCAUUUGAGCGUUUUCGUGGACUCGCAAUGUUCGGCGAAUGGUGUGCUUCACACUAGUAUUGAUUUUGAUGAGGCCGUGCAGUGACUUGCUUCGCAGUCGUCUUGUUCCGUGAAAUACCGUUUUAUGUUAUUGGCCACUAUUUUGGGGGCUACUCGAUGGCCUAUAGUGAUUUACGACUGGUUUAACCACCAUUGCGCCCACGCGCACGUCGGCUAGAGUUAUCAGCAUUGCGCUACCUCAUUAAAGGCGAUAAGCAUGAGCUACCGAGGCAGCAUCUAUACACCUUCGUCGAGUGGCCUUGGAAACACUUCGCAGGGGUGGGUAACUGACGCUCCAUGUGACGACCUGCUUGCUCUUGCGCAGUUUAAUCAGCUUCGCGGUAAUUAAACUCUUGAGUAAAACGUAUUUUUGGAGUAAAGUAAACGGAAACGCACCCCCAUUGUGUAAACUAAAAGUUACUGGAGUCACUACUACGAGUUUCUACUGCGAGUUUCAACUGCGAGCUACUACGAGCCAUUUAAGACUACAGCUGGAUACGCUCUAUCAGAUGUAACGCACGCGCAAGCGAUCUGCCGAAUCUCCGUGACGAUUUCAAGACGCGUGCAGAAAAGACGAGGACCACAACGUAAUCGCUUGGUGCGUUAGUUAUAGCCGCGAUAACACUGUGCCAUUGAUUCGAAGCGCAUUGCGUUCUCUUGAGUUUUGCCCUUUCGUUUCGCCUUUGUCGCGUCUGUGCCUGAGAAAUCAUGUGACAGUGCUUUGGCUAACUGCAAGCACAGCGCAAAAGAUGCCUCUGCAAUCGUCACUUCUUCCUCUUGAGGCGCACCUAUAUAUAGUAGCGCCCCAUUAAGCUUCGAAGAGACCUCUGGUGUUUGCUAGGCCACCACAGCUUAAACGCGCAAGCUUCAAAAGCUAUUUAAGUGAAGGCCGCCGCUCCGACAAACUAGUCAGUUCAUUAAGCUUUGCUCUGAAGCUUUUCACUAACGCCUUUGAUACAAUCUUGCAAUUCAACGCUUUCCGUGUGGUCACUCUGCGGCAGAACUACAGCUUUAUCAGCUGUUCUUGGUGGACCUACACUCGCCUACAAAAUAUAGCGGGGCAUGCAAGUGAGUGGCCGCGCACCCCGGAGCGGCAGCGCAGCCGCGCAGCGAAGCCAACCUGUGCACGCUCAGUGAGCCGCUAUAGAUGAGUUGCUUCAUGUCGUCUGUUUCAUUACGCCGGCCCGCCAACCCUGCGCUAUGAAGUUUAGCGAGGUUUUCGUUAGGUAGCUUACUGUGUUCCUGGUAAACCAGCCGUGCGAUUCUGUGCUGGAUGCCGAAAGGCAGCGGUUUCAGCACGUAAAGCCCAGUACACUGUGUCGCACCCGCCAUGGCAACGGUUGGCCUCCCGCCCUAAGAAAAGGUUCACCCGACGUCGUCGAAGAAGUACUAUUUCUUUCUCUUGCUUCGUGUACGGCAUGUCUCUUUCGAUAUGUGGAAACCAAUUGGCAUCGUGCCUCGAAAACUUGUAUGAACAUGCAAUU